UCGCACCGUCUCACGGCGACAUGAACGUCAUUAAAUACCCAGCACAUGGGCUCAUGAGAGCCCCGCAUCAAAACAUCCCCCCUUAACAUGGUCGGUCAACUAUCCCCUAAGCUCUACACGUUUCUCUGUGCCGUAUUCGUUGCGAGCGGUGCAGGUCUAUUCGGGUAUGAUCUCGGUGUCAUUGCCUAUGUCCUGGCGGCACCCGACUUUGUCAAGACUGUUGACACGACCAAUGCAAACUAUAUCGGGUUCAUAACCUCGUCCCUAUUGCUAGGUGCAUUCGUCGGAACCAUUCCAGCCUCCUAUGCUGCCGAUGCCCUGAGCCGACGGGUUGCUUUAACCAUCGCUGGAUGCAUCUUUAUUGUUGGAGGAGUCAUUCAGACUUCUACUCAGAACAAGGAGCAGAUGAUGGCCGGCAGAUUCAUUGCCGGACUGGCGAUCGGACAACUGGGUGUAUUGGUCCCAUUGUACCAAUCCGAGAUCGCCCACCCAUCUAACCGAGGACAAUUGACCGCCUUGUUCCAGCUGUCUCUGGGUAUAGGUGCGUUUGUCGCCGGAUGGAUCGGUUACGGCUGCCAGCAAGGUGCGAUGGGAACACAGAUCCAAUGGCGGGUUCCACUCGCAUUCCAAAUGCUUCCCGCUAUCCCCAUUGUCUUGUGCCUCUUUGUGCUCCCGGAGUCCCCAAGAUGGUUGAUGAUCAAGGGCCGUCCCGAGGAGGCCCUCGCUUCUUUGGCCAGACUUCACUCUCGUGGCAAUAUCAACGACCGUUUGGUCCAAGCUGAAUUUGCGACCAUCUCGGCCAAGUUGGACGAAGAGCAGGAGAUGGCAAGCAGAGCAUGGACAGUGAUUUUCCGAGACGGUGCCAACUUGAGAAAAGUGUUUUAUGGAGUUGUAUUGCAGUUCUCAGUCCAGAUGACUGGAGUCUCCGCCAUUCAAUACUAUGCCAACACAGUGUACUCCUCCGUCGGGUUCGCCAAAAACGCUCUCCUCAUCAAUAGUCUCAACAAUGUUAAUGGACUCGCAGCCGAGGCGCUCUGUGUUCUAUUCCUUGACCGAGUCGGACGCCGACCUCCACUCAUUUAUGGCAAUUUGGCAGCGAGCGUCGCUUUUGCCGUAGCAACUGCCAUGGCAAAGCAAUUUGCCACCGGCGGAGGCACCAAAGGCGAAGGGUACGCCUUUGUGGUCAUGAUCUUUAUCUACAACUUUGUCUUUUCCUUCUGCAUCGGACCUCUAUCCUGGGUAUACCCCGUCGAAAUCAUGAACACUGCCGUCCGAGCAAAGGCCACGGGUAUCACCACCUCUGCCUCGUGGCUGGCCAAUUUCAUGAUCGGCCAAGUUACUCCAAAAGCAUUCGACUCGAUCGGCUGGAAAUACUACCUCGUUUUCACCAUUUGCUCCAUGACCAAUGCCAUAUUCUUCUACCUCUUCUUCCCUGAGACCAGAGGAAGGACGCUCGAGGAGAUGGACGAGUUAUUCCGAACCAUGAAGCUCAUCGUACCUCUCGACAAAUCGGCAGAGCGGGUGGGCAAACAUUCGCGAGAGGAGCAGCUCGCAAUUGCGGGAGAGCUCAAGCAAGAAGUCGAGGUUCAGCACGAAAAGUUAUAGCGAUGCAUUGGUAUUUCUAGCCAAACACGGCU
Messenger RNA from Kockovaella imperatae, 1637 nucleotides. Its product is annotated as general substrate transporter. Gene Ontology annotation, molecular function: carbohydrate:proton symporter activity. Gene Ontology annotation, cellular component: membrane. The record is from RefSeq and is a predicted model, not a curated record. Bases 88 to 1605 code for a protein of 505 amino acids. The transcript is spliced from 14 exons. Gene Ontology annotation, biological process: carbohydrate transport; transmembrane transport. Lineage: Eukaryota; Fungi; Basidiomycota; Tremellomycetes; Tremellales; Cuniculitremaceae.